AUGAUACAAAGAGCGUACGUCACAUCACUUUAUUUACCAGGAUAUUACAACGGUAUUGAGAAAUGUCAUUUACAUCAACCAAACACUUUAUCAAAAGAUAGUAAUUUCCUCAACGAUGUAUCAAAAUGCGAUGUAUGUAAAGGAGCAUUUUUAUACUCAAACAUGAAAUUUGAUGAAGUUCCUUCCAUGUUGCAAAAAUUUUACGUAUAUUUAACUAAAGGGCUCAAAAUACAAAAAGUAUCAUCACUAAUGAGAACGUUAGAUAUUUAUCAAGAGUAUAGUAAUUUCUUAUCCCAUGAUAUUAAUUGGUACACAUUCUUAUUUUUAUUUCGUCUUACAAGUUUCAAAGAACUGGAAAAAUUAAUGAAAGUUGGAACGUUAGAAAAAAUGAAAAAAGCACUCACGUUUUUGGUCCAUGUCAACUCGUUUCUGCAACUAGAUUUUUUCCAUCAAUUGAAUGAACCACCUCUAGGUUUACCAAGAUCGUAUCCUUUAUCGUUAAUUCUCGAACAUAAAUUUAAAGAUUGGAUGAUUAGUUCGCCCGCAGGGUUUUAUUUUUCCAAUUAUCACAAUCCAUAUAUAAGAAAAGAUUUACACGAUAAAGUGUUAUCACAAAAAUUUGAACCUCCAAAAAUGAACCAGUGGAACAAAGUUUUGAAAUCGUUGAUCGAAUGUGCCUACGAUAUGUAUUUUGAUCAACGACAUGUAAAAAAUUUAUAUAAAUAUCAUAAUAUUUAUAAUAUUAAUAAUAAAUUAAUGUUAAUGCGGGACUCCAUGGAUUUGUACAAAACACAUUUUGACGACGUGUUAUUUUUUGCAGAUAUUUUCAAUAUGAGAAAAUAUAUGACUGCUACCCCAACAUAUAAAAAAGUAAAAGAUCGAGUCUACCAUACAUUGCAUAGUAUUAUGGGAAACUCGGUCAAUUUUUACAAUUAUGGUAUUAUUUAUGGAUUUAAAGUAAAUAAAGAAAUAUUGAAAGAAGUAGUGGACGAAUUAUAUUCCAUAUAUAAUUUUAACACAGAUAUAUUUUCAGAUACGUCUUUUUUACAAACAGUUUAUUUAUUAUUUAGAAGAAUAGAAGAAACGUACAGGACACAAAGAAGAGAUGACAAGAUGAGCGUGAAUAAUGUUUUUUUCAUGAAUGUUGCAAAUAAUUAUUCGAAAUUAAACAAAGAAGAACGGGAAAUAGAAAUCCAUAAUUCUAUGGCAUCACGAUAUUAUGCAAAAACGAUGUUUGCAGCAUUUCAAAUGUUGUUUUCAACAAUGUUAAGCAAUAAUGCAGAUCAUCUGGACAAAGCGUAUGGAUUAAGUGAAAAAUAUACAAGUAGCAACAAGUACUUUGUAUGUGAAUAUCAAGCAGUGGCAAGCGCAAAUUUCUACUCGUCAAAAAAAGUGGGUCAGUUUAUUGGCAGAAAAUUUUUACCAAUUACUACUUUUUUUCUAUAUGUCAGACUUAAAGCAUCAAUUGAUUGGGUCCAUGGUAUUGACUGUACCGAUAAAGAACAUAGUACAAAACAUAGUUCUGGUAAUAAUUCUGAGUGUACUGAAGUAAAACCUUCUCCUGGAAGUUUUUUUUUUAAUAACUAUAUGGCUCCUGAAGGAGCACGAUAUUUGUUUUUUUACUUUUUCACAAAUUUAUACCUCGAUGCAGGCAAAAAUUUUCCUGGAGGGUUUGGUCCUGCAAUAAAAGAACAAACUCAACAUGUGAAAGAACACGUACGAACGCAAACCUUCCGUUCAUAG
Messenger RNA from Plasmodium adleri (nom. inval.), 1743 nucleotides. RefSeq names its product cytoadherence linked asexual protein 3.1, putative. The coding region runs from base 1 to 1743 and encodes 580 amino acids. Gene Ontology annotation, biological process: adhesion of symbiont to microvasculature. The transcript has 6 exons. NCBI's taxonomy places the organism in Eukaryota, Apicomplexa, Aconoidasida, Haemosporida, Plasmodiidae. The record is from RefSeq and is a predicted model, not a curated record.